Messenger RNA from Naegleria fowleri, 1233 nucleotides. RefSeq lists its product as uncharacterized. NCBI's taxonomy places the organism in Eukaryota, Heterolobosea, Eutetramitea, Acrasida, Naegleriidae. The record is from RefSeq and is a predicted model, not a curated record. The transcript has a single exon. Bases 1 to 1233 code for a protein of 410 amino acids.
AUGGAUAAUAAUCAUCACCAUCAUUUACACCAUCCUCAUCAUCAUCAUCCUCACUCCUUUAAUAGCAACGAGGAUCCUAUGAACAGUCUCUCUUUCGUUACGACGACAACAUCUUCUCCAUCGUCCAUGGAAUCACUCAGCUGCGAUGAUCCAAAUUCAAUUUUACCACUUAAUCAUCACAUCAUGACCAACGACAACAACAUUGAAGAAAUGAAUAAGGAACACACUUUUGAAACGAUAAUAAUACCAUCGGAAAAGUAUUGCAAAGAAGAACAAAAGGACUCUAUUCGGGUAGAGCCUUGUUGUGAACCAUUAUUAAUUCAUGAAACUUUUGAACCUUCGUCGCUCACCUUUGAAACACCUCGUGAAGAAGAACAAACAAUCUGUACUUGCAAAAAGUAUCGUUUUAACGCCUCCGUAUAUGGGUUUUCAAAAAGCCAAUAUUAUGACUAUUCAGACGAUCUUCUUGGUCUUAAGGAAGAAGAUUUAAAUUUAGGAGAAGACUUUUACUUUUAUACCAACUGCACUCUGGGAGUGUCGGAUGGCGUUGGAGGAUGGUCUUCUUAUGGAGUUGACUCGUCUCGAGUGAGCAAAGACAUUAUGAAUCACUGUAAAUAUUUUGCAAUCGAAAAGGAGCAUUUCCCUAAUUCAGAACAUUCGUCGUUAACGCCUCUAAACAUUUUAUCAAAAGCAUACUACAAAGAAGUUGAAGUAUAUGAAAAUUUGAAAAUUAACCAACCUCUUGGAAGUACCACAGCUUGUGUGCUUCAUAUGGACGAAAUGUCUGCUGCUCUAAGUUAUGCAAAUUUAGGAGAUAGUGGUUUUAUCGUGUUAAGACGAAGUAGUAGUGACAAUCAGCAACGAAUAAUAUUUACUGCAAAGGAUAAAUGCCGUAUCAUUAAUGGCUUGGGCAAGGCUCCUUAUCAAUUAAGCUUUUUACCUCCAAGUUUCAUUCAGACGAACAACUAUUUCAACGACAAGCCAACAGAUGCAAUGUUCGAAGCUAAUAUAAUAUCGCUUCAAGAGGGAGACAUUGUGAUCAUGGGAAGUGACGGCCUUUUUGAGAAUAUUAAGAUGGAUUACUUGGUUGAGCUCGUCAAUGACCUUUUUCCACCAGGAAAACCUCAUAAUGAUAUGAAAUUAUUGUCAGAAGAACUAGCUAAUGAAGCCAGGCGACGUGACUGCAAACAAGAUGAUAUUGUUUGCCUUUGUGCAAACGUGGUAUAUGAAUAA